Triticum aestivum (bread wheat) is the source of this 3678-nucleotide messenger RNA. RefSeq lists its product as uncharacterized. Bases 1 to 1119 code for a protein of 372 amino acids. Lineage: Eukaryota; Viridiplantae; Streptophyta; Magnoliopsida; Poales; Poaceae. The record is from RefSeq and is a predicted model, not a curated record. The transcript is spliced from 4 exons.
AUGGCUGUUCCGGAGCUCGGUCCAGCGCAUGAGGUUCUUGCGGCCGGUUUCCGCCAGCCCCUGCACGCACAUGGCAAGCUGACUAGGGCGGCUGGGACGCUUGUAGGUGUCGGUGAAGUUGUGGACGAAGCCCUGCUCGAAGUCGACCUACACAUUGAUGCUGCCAGCCGACAGGCUAUUCAACCACGUGCGGGCCGAACCCUGGAGAAUGAGCGGGGCGUAGCGCGCAGCAAGGCCGCAAUUGCCGCCAGCGAUGCCGAUGGUGGGCGUGUAAUCGAUGAGCCAGUCCUCUGGCUUGACGUAAAAAAACGAUUCGCUCGUUCACAUGACCCGAACGGACGGACGCAACGCCGGGUCUCUGCCUGCCCCAAUCUCGACUCAGACCAUAGUCCUCCGGCGAUCUCGGCUUCCUCUUCCUCAACACCUGCGCCGCCUGGUCCACGGGAGACAGUCCCGCCCCCGCCAGUGCCGCCUCGCUCUCCCCGCUCGCGGCCACCUCCAACGCCUCCUCCCACGCCUACGCCCGCCCCGGAUCCCACCUUCUUCGACGACGUCGUCGACGUCGUUGCCAACAGAUACGGCUGGGACCUCGACGCCGAGGUCCGGGUCUGGCCGCUCGAUGCCGAGGACGCGCUCGUUGGCGCCGUGCAGCGCUACGAGUUUCGCGCCCGCGCGGGGGGCGCCACGGUCGCGCUGGCGUGGGCCUCCGAUGGGGCAGUCGACUGGAGCCGCCCCGACGCCCCCGUGGUGGAGGAGGUGGUCGGGCUCGACGGGGUCGAAUUCGUCGCCGGCGACGACACUCUGAGGUUCGGCUUCGGCGUCGAAGGACCUGAAUCCUUAAUUGCAGAACCAAAACAGAGCAAGAGCAGUUUGUGUUUACAAGCGGGAGAGAGAAAAGGGAUUGGGGAGGCGGGGGCCAAGCCAAAUCAAUCAUUCAGGAUGACGAGUUUCUGGAGCCAAAUCGACAUGCGCCCUAUCCUCCUCCCGAAUUCUGCUCCUCCAGUGCACAACAUCAUCCCUACAGCACUUCAGCGUGGCCUCCAGGGAAGGAGAAGCCCCUGUGAACACCACCGUCCACCGACGGGAGAGAUUCAACCGGAGUUGCCACAGUACCGGUAGAUUGCAGGAAGCACUACAUGUAAGAAAAAAGUUUGAUCCUUUGUCUAAUUGACUUUGCAUUAUCCAAUAUGAUUAGCUGGUGACAUGAGGGAGAGGGGGAUAGACCCCUUUGGCUACUGCACACAAUGUGCUACUCAUAUUCCACUUUUAGGCGAUAAGCAGCUUCAGAAUUCAGAUCCCUUUGAUUUACAUUUCAAAUCAUCUUGCUGCAACUUGGUAGUAAACAACCAUUUUUGGUCAUCUUAUACAGAUUUGUUUGGUUCUUCUGUUCGUAUAUGUCUUUUCAAUUUUACUAUAUGCUAACAGAAGAAAAUUUUAGAUAGUUUGAACACAUGUUUAUUCACCUAGAUGUUCUACACGAAGAAAGAGCAGGAUAAACACCAUUUGUUGGUAGUCUUUCUAUUUGUCCUUAAUUAUUUGUAUUCUACACUAAUAUAGCAAGGUGAAGCCUAAUCUUUACUCUCGGUCACUGAUAGAAGUACUGGUGUAUACACAUCGAAGGUACACAAUGAAAUUUUUGUAGUUCUUUUUCUUAUGGGAACUUUUCGUACGUCUUUGUUGUGAUAUACGCCCAUCUCGAAUUUCAUAUUAGGUCUACUUAUUUUAGCUCAGCUAGGUGUUGACAGUAAGAAACACUUGCAAAUAUAUGUCUCUUGUGUAUAUAAAUAUAUGCUCGCUGUACAAGUAUAAUGGAGAUAAUGAUCACAGUAAUUUAAUCUGCUAUUUAGUGUACAAUAUUUGUAUUCAUAAGAAGAGGUAGUUAUACACUUCAUUGCGGUUUUAUAUCUAAAAAGGGCAACCUGGUGCAUGUAGCUCCCGCUUGCGCAGGGUCCAGGGAAGGGUCCGACCACUUUGGGUCUAUAGUACGCAGCCUUUCCCUACAUUUCUGUAAGAGGCUGUUUCCAGGACUUGAACCCAUGACCUCAUGGUCACAAGGCAGCAGCUUUACCACUGCGCCAAGGCUCCCCUUCCGGUUUUAUAUCUGAGUUAAGAAAAAAAUAUUAGUCUUCCUCUAUAGAGGUAUGUUGCCUUGCCGAGGCUGCUCUGCUUUUGCUAAUUUGCUGCUCUUUUGUGCUAUACUACUAUUCCAUAUACAGAGAGAUCGGAGAAGAGAACAGCAACCUGUUACUACUGAUUUUGCAUGCUGCUACUCGCUUACUGUUACACAUCUACAUAGAGAAGGCUGCUGCUUGCUGAUUACAAUCCAUUCAUGAUAGGUAGAUAUGUAUGCUUCUGCUUGGUACAUGUGAACAGGGAGACAAGGAAUGGAAGCUGCAGCGGUAGUCGGCUGGUGGCCACACAUUGGCAAUCACUGCUUAGAUACGUGACUCCAGCCACUCAUUGUGAGCAGACUUUGGUCUUGAUAUGUUAGUCCAAGUGGAUAAAGAUUAUUAGGUUUUUAAUGUGAUGUGACUUCAUUGGUUGGACGUCAAUUAGGAUAUAUGUAGUACAUAGCCACCUAUGAUUUUUUCGAGUUGCCAUAUGAUGGAAAUCAGUAGCUUGAUUUGCUGUUCAACUACGUUUAGGAUAUGCGUGUGUGCGCGCUUUUGCUCAUUCUCACGAAAAUGCUUGCUUUUAGGAUGUGGUUCUUAGCUAUCUUGAUUCUCACUGCUAUUCUGAUGUGUUGAACAAGGACUAGCACAGUUUUGAAAUUCAUGCUGGCAGACCUUUUUUACCUAUGCGUGAUCAUUAUGUCAAGUAUGCCACUUAUAAGGACAACAUCAAGCCAUUUGAGAGUAGGGGUCCAACUUCCCUGGAGGUAUUCUCCCUCAAAUCUUACUGCAACCUUUUAUUCACAUUUCCUUUUGUGUAGUUGGUGACAAUAAGGAAUUGUUAUUCAUUUGAGAAAAACAAGAUUAAAUCGAUGAUGCUAUCAAAAGUAAAAUGAAUUUCUGAGCUAGAUAGUGGCUUUCUGAGCACCAAUAUAGAACCUAUCUGAAACCUUUCCCAUGUCUGUCAUAAUGAUCUUUUCAUUGUCCUUUGUAUAUUAAGCUACAGAAUAUUAUUCUGCAUUAUUUUCAACCAUUACUUUAUACCCGAAAAUGUACAUUGUUCCAGUGAACACAUCAAAAUAGCUGGUCCGCAUAUCUAAAUGCGCAUUGGUUUGGUGUUGGACUGAUGGUAACGUACUUAUGUUGCUUCCAUUGUAGGUGUGAUUUUUCUGUUACAGAGUGAGGUGAGUUGAGCUGAUUUGUUGCUACUGCUAUUUGUGGUUAUCAGCAUGUUCCUACGCCACCCCUGGCAGGCUGCAACCUAUUUGCGGCUCGGCCAUGCCCACUCCCCGUGCUUCUUGCUUGUACCAGCAGUGAAGACUCAAUAAAUACAUGUCAUUCUAUUAUCCAAAAUCCAAUGGCAGAAGGAAGUGGUGUCAAACAACAUGUUGCUUGAUGAAGGAACAAGACAGUUGAAGAGGAACAUGAAGCGGUAUAGAAAUUCCUCUGGAGGCCGAGCAUCUUGUCAUUCUAUUUAUAUUGACCAGAUUAGAAAAAUCACAGCGGAUUGAAUGUAAAAAUCAUGCAAAUAACUUGUGUAAACUUGGAAAUCCCCCCUCCCCCCUCA